This is a messenger RNA of Suillus fuscotomentosus, 954 nucleotides long. RefSeq lists its product as uncharacterized. Lineage: Eukaryota; Fungi; Basidiomycota; Agaricomycetes; Boletales; Suillaceae. Bases 1 to 954 code for a protein of 317 amino acids. The record is from RefSeq and is a predicted model, not a curated record. The transcript has 5 exons.
AUGGAGCGCCUCACAUCUGCCACCACAAUGAUAGAGGAACAUUUACAGCCUUAUUCAAUCCUGUCAUUGUGCACCGACAGUCAUUGUGCAUCAAGAGUGUCAGCAAGUGUCUAUCUCGAUGAUGAGCACCCAGAACGCACUAGGCAGGGCUCCAAGCUGGAGCUCAAACCUAUGGAUAUGAAGUUUUACAGCAAGGCAGAUCAAAAAAAUACUGAGCACACUCAUAAACUCAUCAUCCUGGACAUGCUGCUGGAGAGUGGGUGGCAGAAAACAAGCAAACUUGAACAAGUUGCUGCAGAGUGCAUUUUGCAAGCAUCUGCCGUGUCUGGUCACAUCACUGAGCAUGUGGAAGGCAUCAACAAACUUAUUUUCGACGGACUAUUGAGUAUCAGAGGGAAACUUGUGAAUGAAGCAGAACAAGUCCUCUCAAACCUAAAUAUUUACCCACCUGACGACAGCAGGAUGACCAAUGAUGAGAAAAAGGAACAUAUCAGACAGCACGCGGCCGAUUUACUUGACAACAAGAACAUUUUGGAAUAUGCCCUUCACAGCUAUGACUCUGACAGGGGAAAAACCCUUGUUUAUUCAGCACCUGCCUUCCUUGACCUACACGAAGAUUUUUGGUUUGGUCAAAAUUCACCAUUCCUCGACCCGCAGUCAAGAGCACUGAUCUCAUGCAUAUCGUGGCACAUGUAUACACUGAUGGGUGCUGCAAUAAUGUGUGUUGUUCAUCGUGCAUUGGAAGGUCAAUUCUUGGGGAGUGGCAGAAAAAUAUUCCAAUUCACUAUGGAAAAUUUUUCAGGGGCCGCAGGAGGAAUUCGCCAAGCCAUGAUGCAAUAUGUGGCUAAUCCCAAGUUAGAUGAGUAUGAGUUUAUGCCCUACAUGCAGGCACACCAUACCAUGAUAAACACUUAUGAAAACUAUGAACUCACAUGGGAGAAAUGUCCCCAAUGA